CAAUCACGACACAGAAUGCAGCGAGGAGCAGCAGCAGCUGUUUUAACCUCACUUAUGGAUUCAUCUAUCUAAUAUUUUGAGCUGUGCAUUUAUUUUCAGAUAGUUACCAUUUAUUGCGUGACUAUCUACCAGAUCUAGAAACACCGUCGGGAAAUGUCACAUAGCGACUAGAUAGACACUGUUGAGCGAAGUAGUCUGCCUGCCUUCCUUUGAAGUCUACCCCGUUGCGCACUGGCUAUAUGCUUGGUCAGUCUGCCCGUCCGUGUGCCUCUUGGUGAAUGGGACGUUGUAAAACGGCAUUAUCCGACUAAUGUUGGAUAAAUGACUCACUCAUGAAAGUCUCUUCGAGGUCUGCGGACAGAGCCAGCGGCCGUAUGGGAAAUGCAUGUGGCCGGGAAACAGCUACCGGAACAGAUAGAGCGUCCAGCCAGCCUCUUGGUUCCAACUUGGACAAAGUCUGGAAUUGCCCUGCUGUAUAACAAGGAGACCAGUAAUACUUAUGAUGUCCGUCUGAAGCUGACAAAAGAGGUGUUGACCAUACAGAAGCUGGAUGUGGUUUGCACGAGAGGGGGUGACCCACAAUUAAAUCACAGAACUGUCGUACUCCGAAGACAGGCAGCUGGAGGUCUGGGUCUAAGCAUCAAAGGAGGUGCUGAGCAUAAAGUACCUGUGGUCAUUUCAAAGAUGUUUAAAGAUCAAGCAGCAGAUCAAACUGGGAAGCUAUUCGUUGGGGACGCUAUGUUACAGAUCAAUGGCAUUAAUGUCGAACAUUGUAGUCACGAAGAAGUUGUUCAUCUCCUGCGGACUGCCGGGGAGGAAGUCACCAUCACUGUUCGUUUCCUCAGGGAAGUUCCGUCUUUUCUAAAGCUCCCAUUGGGCUCUCCUGUUCCACCCGCUGAUCAAAGUAGCAGAGUCUCUUCACCACUAUUUGACAGUGGUUUACAUUUAAAUGGGAAUUCUAGCAACACAGCUCCAUCCUCGCCUUCCUCACCCUCGGCUAAUGAACCAAAGUAUGAGAAGCGCUGGCUGGAUGCAGUGUCCCUACCCUUGUUGAUGGCCCGAGUCUCCAAAUACAAAGCCGGAACGGAUAAAUUAAGGUCGAACAGCUUUGAAGUCUGCGCCUUAGAUGGAGCGAGCAUCAAUAUUCUACAAUUUUGCACUGCAGCAGAAAGCACUGACUGGCUUCAAGCAAUAUCAACCAAUAUCAGUGAUUUGACACUGGAGAAUAUGAAAAUGAUUAACAGAUAUUGCUCUCCGGAUGAUCAGAUUGUCCACAUGGGUUGGGUGUGUGGAAACCCGCACGCUGAUGAUGCUGGUCCAUCGAGUACCUUCAAGUUCCUGGCAUUGAGAGGCCCUUGGCUCUACGUCUUCAGGAGUCCUCCUGUUAGUGCAACUGACUGGGGACAAGCUGAAACCCUGUAUGUCCUUUAUGAGGUUCUGUUCAAGGUUCAUAAGCUGUGGAUGGCAGAGGACUGCUGGAUCCAAGCCAAGUUCUACCUCGGCCUCCAGCAGGAUGAGGAGCUGCAGGACGGAGAGCCUUUCUGUUUCAGUAUCCUGGUCGGCCACGGCCAGAGUCACACCUUCAGCGUGGAGAUGACCUCUGACCUCGCCGUGUGGGAGAAGUCCUUCCAAAGAGCCGUCUUUAUGGAGGUGCAGAGAAUCGGAUCAAAGACCUACAUGUGCAGCAGCCAGGGUAAAGUACUGUGUUUGACUAUAGACUUUGGAUCUGGCUUCACUUGUUCCGAGAGCUCCUCGAAGACGAUAUUAUGGAGAUACAAAUUCUCUCAACUGAAAGGCUCCUCUGAUGAUGGGAAGACAAGGGUGAAACUCCUCUUCAAGAAUGCUGAAAACAAACAGAUAGAGAUGAAGGAGCUGGAGUUUUCCAAUCUGACGGCAGUCCUCCAUUGUAUUCAUUCUUUUAUCGCCUCCAAAGUGGCCUCUGUGGACCCUGUCUUUGUCAACAGUCAAAGCAUCUCUGGAAAAUACAUGAUUUAGACACUUCCUGGUGUUGUCAUGUACAGUUUAGUCACAUGAGCUAAUUGACUAUUUUAUGCACAUUCAAAUUAAAUUGAUAUGUAUAUCUUGUUCCUGUUAUUUUUGUAAGGCUCUUGUUAAAUAAUAAUAAGGAAAAUAUUUUAAAAAAACAUAUUUGACUUUGGAAGUAGGGGAUAUUUAUACUUGCAUUAAUUGGUUGUUAUUGACAUUACAGUAUGAAUAUGCUCAAAAUGACAGAUUUCUUUUCCCAUGUAGAAAAACAUGUUACUGGGUUGCAUGUUUCGCAUUGUCAAUGAGCGCUGAUGAAGAGUUCAUCAUAAAUGCAUUACAGUAGCUUGGAAAUUCAAAAGGAGGCAAAUAAUUGGUAGGAAAACCUUUUGUCAUCAUUUUGAUGUCACCAGAUUGGCUUUAGAUGCAGUGUAACGUUAGCUAGCGAGCUAAGAUUGAAGGAAGGCCACCAGAUUGGCUUUAGAUGCAGUGUAACGUUAGCUAGCUAGCUAAGAUUGAAGGAAGGCCACCAGAUUGGCUUUAGAUGCAGUGUAACGUUAGCUAGCGAGCUAAGAUUGAAGGAAGGCCACCAGAUUUUAGCUAGCUAACAUUACCAUUGCUAUUUAUUUAUUUUUUACAAACUUUGAUAGCUAAUGACACCAUUGCCAUUUGUCUACAGUAAAUUUGACAACAUGAUAACUCUGGCAAUGUUGUUUCCUACUAAAUAUUUGAUUACUUUAGCAGCAGUCAUCAUAUUUCCAGGCACUGUAGUGUAAUUUAGACGAAACAGUAGUUAGCCUGGGCGUAUCACCACUAUGGCGCCGCCAAUAGAGAACUGCUUGAGAACGUUCAUGACAAUGGCAUGGCGCGACCCAGUGACGGCGGUACAACCUAUGAAUAGGGCCUACAAGUCACAAAGAGGGUUUCUUUGUUCUAGGUUCAUUGCAAAGUUUUGAAUUCAUGUGCAGUUGAACUUUUUUUUUCUCAUAUUUACAAAGUAAAAAGCAGAACAGUUUAUACUGUACAAAUCAAUACACAUGAAAACAUUUUGAAAUUAGUAUUCUACUGGGCUAUACUCUGUGGUUGAUUUAACUUAUUCCAUGACUUCUGAGCGUGGCUGUUGCAUGACUUUGGAAAAAGAGUGUCUGGAGAGUUUUGUUUAGAGGCGCACAAAUGCAGGGCUUGGUGGAGGCGUUCAUGACACCAGAGGGUGUUUUAGUUUAUGUAGACAGUCACUGCUAGUCACUGAUAUUCUCCCAUAACAAAGGGUUGUGUGGAAGGACACUUGGGGAAGAAGAUGCAGGCUUAUUGUAGCAAUGCUAUGUUAGGAUACUGUAUCUGUCAGAUGACUAAAAUGCUAGUUUAUGAAAAUAAAUCAACAUGUAUGUUUUAAGUUUUGUAAUAUUUUACUUUAUAAGGCCAUGCAGUCUGACAGUCAUUACAAACGCUUACCAUCAUAUACAUCUAUAUCUGUAUUUUUACCCAGCCUCUUUGGUUUUAUUUUCUAUUACUAAAUAAACCCCAAAUCAUUCCUC
Messenger RNA from Salvelinus fontinalis (brook trout), 3518 nucleotides. RefSeq names its product syntrophin, gamma 2 (gene sntg2). Gene Ontology annotation, cellular component: dystrophin-associated glycoprotein complex; intracellular anatomical structure. Gene Ontology annotation, molecular function: protein binding; structural molecule activity. Lineage: Eukaryota; Metazoa; Chordata; Actinopteri; Salmoniformes; Salmonidae. The record is from RefSeq and is a predicted model, not a curated record. Bases 382 to 1995 code for a protein of 537 amino acids. The transcript is spliced from 17 exons.